This is a messenger RNA of Phacochoerus africanus (Common warthog), 787 nucleotides long. RefSeq names its product malignant T-cell-amplified sequence 1. The record is from RefSeq and is a predicted model, not a curated record. Gene Ontology annotation, molecular function: RNA binding. The coding region runs from base 104 to 649 and encodes 181 amino acids. Gene Ontology annotation, biological process: formation of translation preinitiation complex. The transcript has a single exon. Lineage: Eukaryota; Metazoa; Chordata; Mammalia; Artiodactyla; Suidae.
GACAGCCGCUCUGACCGUCCCUGCUGGCCGUCUGCCGUGAGCGUCUCCGCCGGUCUCGGUACUUCGUUUUUCUCCCCGAGCGUCGCCUUUUUCACCUUGGAUCAUGUUCAAGAAGUUCGAUGAGAAAGAGAAUGUGUCCAACUGCAUCCAGUUGAAAACUUCCGUCAUUAAGGGUAUUAAGAACCAGCUGAUAGAGCAGUUCCCAGGUAUCGAGCCGUGGCUGAAUCAAAUCAUGCCCAAGAAGGAUCCGGUCAAAAUAGUGCGGUGCCACGAGCACAUAGAGAUCCUCACGGUGAACGGAGAGUUACUGUUUUUCAGACAAAGAGAAGGGCCCUUCUAUCCGACGCUGAGGCUGCUCCACAAAUACCCCUUCAUCCUGCCCCGCCAGCAGGUCGAUAAGGGAGCCAUCAAGUUCGUGCUCAGCGGGGCCAAUAUCAUGUGUCCAGGCUUGACCUCUCCCGGGGCCAAGCUCUACCCCGCCGCCGUGGAUACGGUGGUGGCGAUCAUGGCCGAAGGAAAGCAGCACGCCCUGUGUGUCGGAGUCAUGAAGAUGUCCGCGGAAGAAAUCGAGAAGGUCAACAAGGGAAUCGGGAUUGAAAACAUCCACUAUUUAAAUGACGGGCUGUGGCACAUGAAGACGUACAAGUGAGCCUCGGGAGAAGUGCGCCUGCGCUCCACGUGGACCUCGUGCGGGCGCUGUGUUUGUGCGAUGGCGCGAAGGCAGCACCUCGGGUUAGCAGUUCCACAGACGCUAAAGAAGAGGGCGGGAGUAAAGCUUUGGAACGAA